Messenger RNA from Phyllopteryx taeniolatus (common seadragon), 5830 nucleotides. Its product is annotated as DDB1- and CUL4-associated factor 1-like. Gene Ontology annotation, cellular component: Cul4-RING E3 ubiquitin ligase complex; nucleus. NCBI's taxonomy places the organism in Eukaryota, Metazoa, Chordata, Actinopteri, Syngnathiformes, Syngnathidae. Gene Ontology annotation, biological process: protein ubiquitination. Gene Ontology annotation, molecular function: histone H2AT120 kinase activity; nuclear estrogen receptor binding. The record is from RefSeq and is a predicted model, not a curated record.
GCGAGGUAAAGUUAGCACGUUAGCCAGCUAACUAAGCAGGUUAACCUGCGAAGCCGCUAGCUCAUGGCGAAUGCAAGCAACUGGCUUUCGUGUACCGACCGGUCGCCUUGGUUCGGAAGUUGGUUUAUUAUAACACGGAGUUAUGGCGUCGGCAUCUGCCACUGUGGACUCUAAGGCAGAGCUGACUGCUCUAUUGGAACAAUGGGAAAGGGAACAACAAGGCAGCACUCAGGAGCUAGUUAACAUCCUCACCAAAAUCUCUGAGCUUGUCGAGAAGGAGAGAGAGUACCACAAAGCGGACCCAGACCCUUUUGAUGACCGUCAUCCUGGCAGAGCUGAUCCACAAUGUGUCUUAGGGCAUUUGCUCAAGAUCCUGUUUAAGAAUGAUGACUUCAUGAACACAUUGGUGAAUAGUUAUGUGAUGGCCAGCAGAGAAUUUUCCCUCAACGCAGAAGCUUGUCGCUUGCUUCAGAACAUCAUGCCUGGCCUGGAGACAGCAGUGGUCUUUCAGGAGAAGGAGGGAAUAGUUGAAAGGUUGUUCAAGUGGGCUCAGGAGGCCGAGCAGCCCCUCAGAAUCUAUGCCACAGGCCUGUUGGCAGGCGCCAUGGAGAACCAGGACAUUGCAGCCAACUACAGAGAAGAGAACUCUGUUUUGGUGCCAUUGAUGCUGCAUCGUUUACGUGAGCUUCAAGAUAAAGACGCAGAGACAAAAAGAGAAAUCAAACGUCCUAGUCCCAGAAAAACUCUGAGUGGACCUUUGCUACCUUUGGAUGAGGAGACGGUUGAUGGAGGCUUUGAGAAACCCUUCUCACUCGGCCAAAAUGGGGCUGAAACGGAAACAUCGGAACCAGAGGAGGAUGGUGAAAUGAACCUUUCCGCCUUGGAGCCUGCAAAUGAGCUCCCGUUUCAUCCCAGCGCUCCUCACAAGACCAACAACUGUGCCACUUCGGCUGUUAAAACCAUGAUGAAGCCCAUGUCGGCCUCAGGGUCACUCCUGCACCUAGGUGCCUCUGAUGGUAGUAGUUACCUAAAAAGAAAAGUAGAGAAGGAGAGUAGCAGGUCCGCAAAGCACAAGUUGAAUUUCUCCCUGCCAGAACCGGAGAGGAGUUUAAGCGAGCUUUCCAACAGUAGCUGGUCUGAGAUGAGUCCAUGGGUGAUUGGCAACAACUACCGCUUAUAUCCUCUGACCCCUGAGAUUGAACAGAGACUCAUUCUGCAGUAUCUCACUCCUCUGGGAGAAUAUCAGGAGCUGUUGGCAGUGUUCAUGCAAAUGGGAGCCCGUGAGCUGCUCAUGCAUUAUAUGGAUCUAAAACAGACCAACGAUGUGCAGCUCACAUUUGAGGCUCUCAAGUACUUAGCAUCUCUGCUGCUUCACAAGAAGUUCGCUGCAGAGUUUGUGGCACACGGAGGAGUUCAGAAGUUGCUGGAAAUCCCGAGGCCCUCUAUGGCUGCUACUGGAGUGUCCCUGUGCCUCUAUUAUCUUGCCUAUAACCAGGAUGCCAUGGAAAGGGUAUGUAUGCUGCCCCACUCUGUCCUGUCAGAUGUGGUUGGCUACACACUGUGGCUGCUGGAAUGCUCGCAUGCAUCCGGCUGCUGCCACGCCACCAUGUUCUUCUCCAUUUCCUUCUCUUUCCGCGCUGUGCUGGAGCUCUUUGACAAGCAGGACGGGCUGCGACGCCUCGUCAAUCUGAUUAGCACAUUGGAGAUCUUGAACCCUGACGACCAGGGAGCGCUGCUGAGUGACGACGAGAUUUUCUCCAGCAGGCAGACAGCCAAGCACACUUGCAUGGCGCUGCGCAGGUACUUUGAGGCUCAUCUGGCCAUCAAGGUGGAGCAGGUGAAGCAGUCCCUGCAGCGCACAGAGGGAGGGGCUCCUAUUCACUCACAGCCCUACUACAAGGCGGUCAGUUACAGCCGCGAACAGGUAGUUGAAAUGAUGGAGUUUCUCAUAGAGCAUGGCCCUCUUCGUUUAUAUUGGGAACCAGCAGAGGUCUUCCACAAACUCUCUUGUAUCCAACUUCUACUGCAACUCAUUUCUAUCGCGUGCGACUGGAGGACCUAUUAUGGCAGGAGUGACACUGUGCGCUAUGCCCUUGACAUCCUCAGUAUCCUCACGGUCGUACCAAAGACUCAGAUGCUGUUAUCUGAGACUGUUGCUGUUGUCGAUGAGGGCGGGUCUACUAUUUCUAGUGCUGGAAUGAACAUUGUCCUGGCAGUGGCAGAGGGAGAAGUGUUUGUGAACGAUGCUGAGAUCCAGAAGUCUGCCCUGCAGGUUGUCAUUAACUGUGUCUGCGCUCCCGACAAACGCAUGUCCAGCAUUGGCAAGUUCAUUGCGGGCACGCCCCGUCGUCGCCUUCCUCAGAUGACCAAAGCCAGCGAGAAUGUGCUCACCAAGAUGUGGAAUGUGGUGCAGUCCAACAAUGGCAUUAAGGUACUGCUGUCCCUGCUGACAGUGAAGAUGCCCAUUACAGAUGCAGAUCAGAUCCGAGCUCUGGCCUGUAAGGCUCUGGUUGGUCUGUCUCGGUCCACUUCUGUCAGGCAGAUUAUCAGCAAGUUGCCUUUGUUCAGCAGCGGACAUAUCCAGCAACUCAUGAAGGAGCCUGUGCUCCAGGACAAACGCAGCGAGCAUGUCAAGUUCUGCAAGUUUGCGGCUGAGCUCAUGGAAAGAAUAUCCGGCAAACCCUUACUGAUCGGUACUGAUGUAUCCCUGGCGUGGCUGCAGAGAGCAAGUGUGGUCGCUCAGUCGAGGAUCACCUUUCCCGAGAAAGAGCUGCUGCUACUUAUUAGGAACCACCUUGUAGCCAAAGGCCUUCACGACACGGCCACCGCCCUCACCAAGGAGGCAGAUCUCCCGAUGGUGUGUGUAUCUCAUUCAUCACUCUCUGCUUCUCCUUUCGUCGCUGUCACUCCCCCUACCGCCACGAUCACCACCUUGCCUCGCACCCCACGGCUGGCCAACGGUGUCGGGUCAAGACUUGGCAAUCUCCCCUCACAUUCAUCCACUCCAUCACCCGGCCAUUUACAAGCGCGCCCCUCGAUGUCUCAACCCGCUGUGCCCUUGACGACUGCUUUCCCCCCGACAUCUGUGCCUCACUGCAACAACGGCUCGCCUCUGAUCGGACGAAUCGUUUUCUCCCGUGAACGGCACACGUGGUGCAGUGCGAUGAGCUGCAAGAAACCUCGAGUGCUGAGGCAGAAGUCAGACCACGGCGCCUUUAGCCAGACACCAGCGAUGAAGAAGCAGUUUGACAGGCACAUGCCCUCCCCUCCUGCAUUAGACAGUAUCAUCACAGAGUAUCUGCGGGAACAGCACGCACGCUGUAAAAACCCAGUGGCAACCUGCCCACCUUUCUCUCUCUUCACCCCUCAUCAGUGCCCUGAAUCCAAACAGAGACGCCAAGCACCUAUUAACUUCACGUCCCGACACACGCGGAGGGUCAUAUAUCCUAAAUAUGGUGGAGUCGACGGAGGUUGCUUUGACAGACACCUCAUCUUCAGCAGGUUCCGUCCAAUCUCUGUAUUCAGGAAAGCUGAGGAAGAUGAGAGUGGAUUCAUGUGUUGUGCCUUCUCAGCUCGCGAGCGGUUCCUAAUGCUUGGGACCUGCACUGGCCAACUGAAACUCUACAAUGUGUUCACAGGCCAGGAGGAGGCCAGCUAUAGCUGUCACAAUUCAGCCAUCACUCACCUGGAGCCCUCUCGGGAUGGCUCCCUGAUUUUAACAUCAGCCUCCUGGAAUUACCCAACGUCUGCGCUGUGGGGGAUGAAGUCUGUGUUUAUCAUGAAGCAUUCUUUUCUGGGUGACCAUUAUGUGGAGUUCAGCAAACUGUCACAAGAUCGCGUCAUUGGGACUAAGGAGCAACUAGCACAUAUUUAUGACAUUCAGACGGGCCAGGUGACACUGACUCUAAAUAACCCAGACCUGGCUAAUAACUACAAGAGGAACUGUGCCACUUUCAACCCCACGGAUGACCUGGUACUGAACGAUGGCGUCCUGUGGGAUGUGCGCUCAGCUCAGGCCAUCCACAAGUUUGACAAGUUCAACAUGAACAUCAGUGGUGUGUUCCACCCCAACGGCCUGGAGGUCAUCAUUAACACGGAAAUUUGGGAUCUGCGAACCUUCCACCUCCUUCACACGGUUCCUGCUCUGGACCAGUGCAGGACAGUCUUCAACAACAACGGCACGGUCAUUUACGGAGCAAUUUUGCAGGCUGAUGAUGAAGACGACAUGAUGGAGAUGCAGAUGAAAAGUCCAUUUGGUUCAUCGUUCCGCACUUUCAAUGCCACAGACUACAAACCCAUUGUCACCAUUGAUGUCAAGAAGAAUAUUUUUGAUCUGUGCACAGACUCGAAAGACUGCUACCUUGCAGUGAUUGAGAACCAAGACUCCAUUAACACAGACACUGUCUGCCGCCUUUAUGAAGUUGGUCGACAAAGACUGGCGGAGGAAGAAGAGGAGGAUGAGGAGGAUCAGGAGGAUGACGAUCAGGAGGAGGAGGACGAUGACGACGACUCUGAUGACGACGUCGAUACAGAUCCUCUUAUUGCUGAACUUGAGAACGAGAACGGUGGAGAUGACGACGAUGAUGGAAAUGACGAAUUCUCUCCCUCUGAUGAGGAGGUGGCUCGCCUUCUCGAGGAGGACCUAGAAGGAGGGGACGACGAAGAUGACGACGACAACGAUGAUGACUCAGACAAUGAUGACGCGGAACUGGAUGGGGAGAAUGACAGCUCUGACAACUCUGACCUUGAGGAUGACAUAAUUCUGUCCCUGAAUGCGUGAAGGACGUUUGGCAGCUGGGACUGAGUAAAUGGACCACAAGUCAGGACCUUGGCAUCGUCGACGUGAGCUGCAGAGGAAGAGGCAAGAACAAGAAAGUGGGGGAUCAGCAGAUGCAGUGGGAGUUAAUUAGAGCUCUGCCCAUUUGAACGUGUUAGCGUCUGUGUACAAAUGGAUGGCAUGAUUGGACCAAGGAGGAAUCUCAUAGAUAAAUAAAUAGUUUUAUAGGAAGGCUUGAUGUGGCAGGACAUGGCUGGUGUGUGGGUGCUUUGAAAAGUUGCAUAUUUUAUUCAUAAACCUUUUAAUAAGUAUCUCCGUUUGAUAUAAAGCCCCACAUACGCAGCAAUUUGGUGAGAGAUUAUUAGGGAAAAGGUGCUACAUUUUAGGGGUGCAGUCUUGUUUCUAAGAAUGUAACGCAUCCAUAAGCGUAGACUUAACCAUAGACUGGAAUAGUCAUCAAAGGUGUAAUUAGGUUUUGGAUUUAGGCUGCAAAAUUGAUGCAACGACAUCAGAAGCAAUGCUAUUCUUGCACUUGUUUUAGGUUGGAUCAAUUGAAUCGACUCGGUGCUCCUGACUUGUUGACCCAAACUAAUAGAAUGCUCAACAUGACAAAACUGCCAAUGCCUCCUGCGCGAUCCCCACACACACACUCAAACUUUGACAGCUGUCCUACAUGCUGCACCCACUAAGGUUUUGCCUCCAGUAAAUGAAUGCCAACCUUUAGUGCUUUUGAUAACAAAAAUUGACCUUGCCAAGUCUUGGACAAAAAAAAAAAACGUAUAUAAAAAUUGGGGGUGAAAAUAAGUUGAUAUAAAAAUUUAUUUUGAUUCAGUUCGUUUCUCGGCCUAUUCAAACAUUGAGGGGUAAAAAUCUCUGGCUCAAUUUUAUAUAGCCGUGAAGAGGUUGUUGUUUUUUGUAAACGAUUACGCCUUGCAUCUUCGUUUUAUUGGCUUUCUUUUUCACAGGAAGUUAUGUUGAUGUUUCUGUGACAUUUAAUGUACAGCUUGUAUGUACCUAAAGUAUUUUUCCUAUAAAUAAAACUCCAGAAUUAGA